CCACAAGUUCUUAGAGUCAUUAUUGGAGUGUUUCGAUUGCGCUAAAGACCUCUGUCACUUGAAGACCGCAUGACACUGCGGCCAUUCUGCUUGCAGUACUUAUGACACCAGGGUUAGCAGAGAGAAUGUGGUAGAGUCGACUACCGUGCCUGCUUUGCACGGCGAAAACGCUUAUUGUGCGUGAGACACAAUGACUGCGUCGUCACCCAUGUGCCGUGCUGCGCCAGAGGUUGUCAUGGAGGUUUACUACGAGUGGUGCAGAUGGUUGGAGCUACCACAUGAGCUGCCGCCGAUCGUAAUGGAGCGCCUGGGCCACGGCGGCGAGUACUUGAGGAGCCUUCUUCAGUUCAUGCUUCGCAGCUCUGAGCCGCAUUGCCUGGAGAUGGUGAUGGAGAUGGCUGAGUGGAGAUCCCAGAUGGCGAUGCAUGCCACAUGCAUGGCGCUCACAACAGGCUUCACCCAGAGCAUGACCCUAGCCUCAACGUGCCUGGAGUUGUUGGGAGGUUUGCAGCCUGGAUGUUCCUCCUCCAGUCUGCACAUUUGUACAGUGCUUCAGCAUUUGCUGAUCGCUCAUGAGCCAGAAGUCCUGACGCUUCUGUUGCACUACCAAGCACCCUUCGUGCUGCUACGGGCCUUGAACCGGCCUGGCUGUUCGGAAAUCCUGCAGAUCAUGCUCGGUUCAGAUGCCAUGCUUCCCAAGGUGGUACCACACUUGCCCACCAGGCAGUUGCAUGUGCACUCCUUGCAGCAGGAUCUCAGUAGAACGACGAGUUCAAUAGACCUCGCUGAGUCCAGGACUUCAGCAUCAUGCAACUGCUAAGUGAAGCAUGUUCUUUGAGGGACACAUUUCCACUAGGCAAAAUACUAUAAAAUACUUGAACAGCUGGCUUCUCGACUUUCUUUCGAGCAUGCCUAGUGUUCGAGCUUUUCCG
Messenger RNA from Durusdinium trenchii, 932 nucleotides. Lineage: Eukaryota; Dinophyceae; Suessiales; Symbiodiniaceae. The record is from the annotation of a GenBank genome assembly.